Molecule: messenger RNA, 1849 nt
Organism: Rhodamnia argentea
Lineage: Eukaryota; Viridiplantae; Streptophyta; Magnoliopsida; Myrtales; Myrtaceae
Product: NADH-ubiquinone oxidoreductase chain 1
Exons: 1
Coding region: 228-527 (99 amino acids)
Biological process (GO): aerobic respiration
Cellular component (GO): membrane
Molecular function (GO): NADH dehydrogenase activity
Source: RefSeq, a predicted model, not a curated record
GAACGAGAACUAAUUGUCAUUCUAUGUUCUAUGUUUCGUUUCUUCCUUUUUCUUUCUAUUUUUCGAGAAAAGGUCCCAUCCUUCAAUAUCAUGAUUGGGUCGACCAGGCCAGAUCAUGAGUGAAUAGAAAAUCGAAAACGUACAUAGCUGUUCAAGCGGAAAUACUUGGAAUAAUUCUACCACUUCUACUAGGAGUAGCCUUUUUAGUGCUAGCUGAACGUAAAGUAAUGGCUUUUGUGCAACGUCGAAAGGGUCCUGAUGUAGUGGGAUCGUUCGGAUUGUUACAACCUCUAGCAGAUGGUUCGAAAUUGAUUCUAAAAGAACCUAUUUCACCAAGUAGUGCUAAUUUCUCCCUUUUUCGAAUGGCUCCAGUGGCUACAUUUAUGUUAAGUCUGGUCGCUUGGGCCGUUGUACCUUUUGAUUAUGGUAUGGUAUUGUCAGAUCUGAACAUAGGGCUACUUUAUUUGUUUGCCAUAUCUUCGCUAGGUGUUUAUGGAAUUAUUACAGCAGGUCGGUCUAGUAAUUAGGGGGCGGCCGUUCGGUCGCCUAUGAUACUAGGACCAAUAGGUCCAAAAUGGGUUUGUGCCGGAGGUGUUGAACGAUCUACUCUACACAGGUGUGGGCUUACAGGGCUAGGGCUCAACAACCCUUUCUUUCAUUUAUCAAAAGGGCCCUGGUCGGUCACUUUUCCGGGCCGGGAUGAAGUUUUGGAAGUUCUAAAAAAGAGAUCUUUCUCUGAGCACCUCAGAUGAGGAAGGGUAGCCUGUCAAGCUGGCCUAACUAACUAUUUAGAAUAUCUAUCUAGAUAGAUAUAGAUAUCUUUUGAAUAUAUAUAUAAGAUUCGCUGUCUUUUAACCGGCUGUUCUUCUUUGUCAACGCUACUAAGGACUUAUAGGUUCGCCUACUUGACUUAUGAAAGAUAAUGAGAAUGGGUUCUUCAAAAAGGAAAAGAAAAGGCCCUACUUUCGCAAGCCUUUGUCAUUGUCAGUCAACUAAGUAGGGCCUGAGGCCCCCUGCGAAUCCGUAAAUCUGAAGAGCAUGCCGCAACAAAAGGAUGGUCCCCUAUGCAUUUCAUUCUUUCCGGAAGGGAAAAAAAAGUACCCCCCCAUCAUGGUGAACCUCUCCUUGUGAUCGGGAUCAGGUAGAUGCCUCCCAGCCGGGGGGAAGAUCGAAUCGGAGUUUCCUUAGGUAGCCACCGACCUACAGUUAUCCUUAAACUUCCGUGCUUGGUGGAGAAGAAGCGAACAAAGGUACGCUCGCUUGCUGUCUUGUUCUCUGCCGCGAACUGGGAUCGCUCGCCAGCUAGGUCAGAUUGGAGCAACAUUUUUUGAGAACAGAUUACCCAUCUUCGGGGACAAGGGGCGGAACGACCUCUCGAUCUACUUACUGCAGCCCAGGAAGAAAAACGUCGUCUAGGACUUCCCUCUUGCUCCGAUCCCCCCUACGCCUAGGACGUUGUCUGGGCCAAGAGCCAUAGUUAGUUGCUGUUUCCAUUUGGUUGUUUUUUUUUUUUAUCGUUGUUGAUACCGGCAAGACCCAGCCAGAUGAUGUCUGCUGGUUGGUAGUGAGAGGACUAAUAGUACCUGCAUACCCAAAAGGGGGCGCUGAUUAAAAAACAAUCAUUUUAUUUUUUUUCUUGCUCUCCCUUAGCAGCGGGAAAGGAGUCUAUCUAUCUGCCUAGCUUUGGUAGAUUUCCCCCAACGCAAUCCACAGAAAUUCCACGAAUCCCUUGGUGGAUAAGUCCGACGACUCAGCAGCAGUGCGGAAUUGACUUUCUCGUCCGGUGGAUCUGAUCUAUAGUUAGGGGGCAAUACAUACCAAAAGGUUCGAAGAAGGAAGGCGCAUAAGA